AUGGCCGGCCUCCUGGCCCGCGCCUUCCGGGUCUAUGCCGACCAGCUGGCGCAGCACCCAUGGGGGACGCAGAUCGUGUCCACCGGCAUGCUGUGGGCGGCGGGGGAUGCGCUGGCGCAGCGGGUAGAAGACCAGCCGUUUGACCUGCGGCGCAACCUGCUCACGGCUGCAUAUGGCAGCGCCUUCAUCGGGCCCGUGGGCCACGCCUGGUACCUGGGCCUGGACAGGGCAGCCCGGGCGCUGCUCACGCCUGGCAGCCUGGCAUUUGUGGGUGGCAAGGUGGUUGCCGACACCGCUAUCUUUGGGCCGCUGCACGUGGCGGGCUACUUCACGCACAUGACAGUGUGCGAGGGGGGCACCAUGGCGGAUGUGAGGGCCAAGCUGCGCCGCGACUUCUGGCCCACCUUCAGCGCCGAGCUGGCCGUGUGGCCAGCGGUACAGGCAGCCAACUUCAAGCUCGUGCCUGUGCAGUACCAGCUGCUGGUGGUCAACACCUUCACCAUCCUAGACAGCUGCUUCAUGAGCUGGGCAAGAGCCAACGAUGGCUGGUUCCAGCGGCUGUUCCCCAGCGUGGCUGCCCAGCUGGGCAUGCAGCCGCUGCCGGCGGUCAGAGGCAGCAGCGUCGAGGCCAAGAAGGAGAGCUGA
Chlorella variabilis is the source of this 645-nucleotide messenger RNA. RefSeq lists its product as hypothetical. The coding region runs from base 1 to 645 and encodes 214 amino acids. Gene Ontology annotation, cellular component: membrane; cytoplasm. The record is from RefSeq and is a predicted model, not a curated record. NCBI's taxonomy places the organism in Eukaryota, Viridiplantae, Chlorophyta, Trebouxiophyceae, Chlorellales, Chlorellaceae. The transcript has 5 exons.